AUGGCGGCAGCUAUUAAGGAAACCGUAUCCAACCUGCUCCAUGGUCAUUCCGACAACACUCCUCGUCAGCCUUCCCCUGAAGAGUUCCAUCAACUACAACAGAAGUAUACCGAUGCCGGGCAGGGACAUGUCUUCAAAUUCGUCAAUCAAUUAAACCAGGUCGAGAAGGCUCAGCUCUUCCAUCAGCUGAGCAACUUCGACCCUAACCGGAUCAAUGAACUGGCCGACAAGGUCCUGAACCCCGCCAAAACUCAGGAUGGUCCCGUUACCCUCGAACCCCUCCCUGAAGUGGCUACUGCCUCUAUAAUGGACUCCGACCCGAAGGACAUUCAGCGGUGGUACGAUGAAGGUCUCCAGGCGGUGUCGGAGAACAAGGUUGCCGUGGUCUUGAUGGCUGGUGGACAGGGUACCCGCUUGGGAAGCUCAGCACCCAAGGGCUGCUUCGAUAUUGGUCUACCCAGUCAGAAGUCCCUCUUCCAGAUUCAGGCAGAGCGUAUUGCCAAGCUCCAGCUCUUGGCACAAGGAACUUCCGGCAAGGAAGCCAUUAUCCCUUGGUAUGUCAUGACCAGCGGGCCUACCCGCAAGCCCACGGAGGAGUUCUUCGAGCAGCACAAGUAUUUUGGACUGGACAAGAAGAACGUCGUCAUCUUCGAACAGGGUGUCCUGCCCUGCAUUUCCAAUGAGGGUAAGAUUUUGCUGGAGACCAAGUCUAAGGCUGCUGUUGCCCCUGAUGGAAAUGGCGGAAUCUACCAAGCCCUCAUUACCUCUGGAGUGCGUGAAGACAUGCGGAAGCGUGGUAUUGAACACAUUCACACUUACUGCGUCGAUAACUGCCUAGUCAAGGUUGCCGACCCCGUCUUCAUUGGUUUCGCCGCUUCCAAGAAGGUCGAUAUUGCUACCAAGGUGGUCCGUAAGCGCAAUGCUACCGAGUCGGUCGGCUUGAUCCUUCAGAAGAACGGCAAGCCUGAUGUGGUCGAGUACUCCGAAAUCGACAAGGAGACGGCCGAGGCUAAGGACCCCAAGCAGCCUGACGUGCUGAAGUUCCGUGCCGCCAACAUUGUCAACCACUACUAUUCCUUCCGCUUCUUUGAGUCCAUCGAGACUUGGUCCCACAAGCUGCCUCAUCACGUUGCUCGUAAGAAAAUUCCUUGCGUGAACACCGAGACUGGCGAGAGCUUCAAGCCUGAGAAGCCCAACGGUAUCAAGUUGGAGCAGUUCGUCUUCGACGUCUUCCCGUUGACUCCUCUGGAGAAGUUCGCAUCCAUCGAGGUACGCCGCGAGGAUGAGUUCUCGCCGUUGAAGAAUGCCAGGGGCACAGGUGAGGAUGACCCUGACACUAGUAAGCGCGACAUCAUGAACCAGGGACAGCGCUGGAUUGAGAAAGCCGGCGGUGUUGUUGUCACCGAAGGCGAGGCCGUCGGAGUUGAGGUCUCCCCGCUGAUCAGCUAUGGUGGUGAGGGGCUUGAGUUCCUCAAGGGCCGUGAGAUUAAGGCCCCUGCUGUGAUUGAGAAGGAAGAGUAA
This is a messenger RNA of Aspergillus oryzae RIB40, 1521 nucleotides long. RefSeq names its product UDP-N-acetylglucosamine diphosphorylase. The transcript is spliced from 3 exons. Gene Ontology annotation, molecular function: UDP-N-acetylglucosamine diphosphorylase activity. Gene Ontology annotation, biological process: UDP-N-acetylglucosamine biosynthetic process. NCBI's taxonomy places the organism in Eukaryota, Fungi, Ascomycota, Eurotiomycetes, Eurotiales, Aspergillaceae. The record is from RefSeq and is a predicted model, not a curated record. The coding region runs from base 1 to 1521 and encodes 506 amino acids.